Messenger RNA from Vigna angularis (adzuki bean), 1276 nucleotides. Its product is annotated as GDSL esterase/lipase At1g74460. Lineage: Eukaryota; Viridiplantae; Streptophyta; Magnoliopsida; Fabales; Fabaceae. The record is from RefSeq and is a predicted model, not a curated record. Gene Ontology annotation, molecular function: hydrolase activity, acting on ester bonds. Bases 35 to 1138 code for a protein of 367 amino acids. The transcript is spliced from 5 exons.
UUAACCUGAAGAGAUUAUCACUUGAUACUCAAACAUGAAGUUCCAUCUCUCUCUAUUUGUUAUAAUAGGUAUCAUUUUUGGAAUAAAACUUGAAGGGUGCCAAUGCAAGGUUGUGCAGUUCAUUUUUGGAGACUCCCUCUCAGAUGUUGGAAAUAACAAAUACCUUUCUAAAAGCCUUGCUCAGGCAAGUUUACCAUGGUAUGGUAUUGAUUUCGGCAACGGACUACCUAAUGGUAGGUUCUCCAAUGGUCGCACGGUUGCAGAUAUAAUAGGUGACAACAUGGGACUUCCUAGGCCCCCAGCAUUUCUUGAUCCUUCUUUAACUGAAGAUGUUAUAUUGGAAAAUGGGGUGAAUUAUGCUUCUGGUGGUGGCGGCAUAUUGAAUGAAACUGGCAGUUAUUUUAUUCAAAGGUUCUCUCUGUACAAACAAAUUGAGCUGUUUCAGGGGACACAGGAACUGAUCAGAAGCAGAGUUGGAAAAGAUGAGGCAGAAAAGUUUUUCCAGGAAGCUCGUUAUGUUGUUGCUUUAGGCAGCAAUGACUUCAUCAACAACUAUUUGAUGCCUGUUUACAGUGAUUCAUGGACAUACAAUGACGAAACAUUUGUGAACUACUUGAUGGGAACUCUUAGAGAACAAUUGAAGCUGCUUCAUGGACUUGGAGCCAGGCAGUUAAUGGUGUUUGGGCUGGGCCCAAUGGGCUGCAUUCCCCUUCAAAGAGUGCUUAGCACAUCUGGAGACUGUCAAGACAGAACAAACAAGUUGGCUAUCAGGUUUAACCAAGCUGGAAGCAAGUUAAUAGAUGAGUUGCAAAAGCAACUUCCCAAUUCAAGCUACAGAUUUGGAGAUGCAUAUGAUGUUGUUAAUGAUGUUAUUAGCAACCCAAACAAAUUUGGAUUCCAAAACUCAGACUCACCCUGUUGCUCCUUCGGGAACAUUCGACCAGCUCUUACGUGUAUUCCUGCAUCAAAACUGUGCAAAGACAGAAGCAAGUACGUUUUCUGGGAUGAGUACCAUCCCUCAGACAGAGCCAAUGAGCUAAUUGCGAAUGAGCUGAUCAAGAAAUUUGGGUUUAUGCGUGCUGACCAAACAAAUCCUCCUUCACCAUCACCUGCUAUUGCCCCGUCUUCAAACCAUUAAUCGUGGAUAUGAAUGUUUUGUUGUUGUUUUUAAGUUGGCUUCAACAAGUUUCUUUAGGAUAGAAAAUAAUGCAAGUAAAUUAAUUUAUAGGAGUUCUUUUAUAUAAGUUUUCUAGAUUACUAUUUUUUUUCUCUUAUA